This is a messenger RNA of Aureobasidium subglaciale EXF-2481, 1510 nucleotides long. RefSeq lists its product as uncharacterized. The record is from RefSeq and is a predicted model, not a curated record. Gene Ontology annotation, biological process: catechol-containing compound metabolic process. NCBI's taxonomy places the organism in Eukaryota, Fungi, Ascomycota, Dothideomycetes, Dothideales, Saccotheciaceae. Gene Ontology annotation, molecular function: ferric iron binding; catechol 1,2-dioxygenase activity. The coding region runs from base 316 to 1281 and encodes 321 amino acids. The transcript is spliced from 2 exons.
GAUGUUUGACCCCUCGGACCGCAUUUUUUGAAUGCCGCUUCGGCGCGCCGAGUGGGCAUGAACAAGCAGCCGAUUCAUCUGCCGUCAAGUUUGCCUAUGGGUCCAGAAGCUAGCAGUGCAAGUAGUAUAUAGACCAAGCUCCCCUUGCCCUCCCGCAUCUCCUCCUCUAUCCUAAUCCUCAAUCUCCCAAUCACCAUUUCCCUUCUCAAAUCUCUCAGGAAGCUGCCUCUCCAGCACUUUCGUACUUCCCACCUUCUCAAGAAGUCGCCCCUCUAUCUUUGCACUUCUCGCAACUACCUCCACACAAGCGUCAAAAUGUCGACCAACGCAAGAUUUGACCCCAACUUCACUCCCUAUGUCAUCAAUGCCAUGGGACCCAAUACUCCCGACCGCGCUCGCGUCGUUUUGGGAUCAUUGAUCAAGCACAUUCACGAGUUCACCCGUGAGGUCGAGCUUACCCCCGCUGAGUGGAUGAUGGGUGUCGAGUUCAUCAACUCCAUCGGCCAGAUCAGCACUCCCAUCCGUAACGAGGGUCACCGUAUCUGCGAUGUCAUUGGUCUCGAAUCCCUCGUCGACGAGAUUGCCAACCGCAUUGUCACCGAGCAGGGCAUGUCCCCCACCUCCAACGUCAUCCUCGGCCCCUUCUGGUCGCCCAACGCACCUUUCCGUGAGCUCGGCGACAGCAUCAUUCAAGACCACAAGGAGGGUGGCAGGGUCACAUUCAUGCACGGUGUCCUCAAGGACAUGGAGACCGGUGCUCCCAUCGAGGGCGCCGUCCUCGACAUCUGGCAGGCUUCCUCCAACGGCCAGUACGAUUUCCAGGACCCCGAGCAGACCGAGAACAACCUCCGUGGCAAGUUCAAGUCCGACAAGGACGGCAAAUUCAACUGGUACUGCUACCACCCCACUCCUUACUCUCUGCCUACCGAUGGUCCCGCCGGUGUCCUCCUCAAGCUCAUGGACCGCUCUCCCAUGCGCCCUGCUCACAUCCACUUGAUGAUCACCCACCCCGAAUACGCCACUGUCAUCAACCAGAUCUACCCCAGCGACGACCCUCAUCUCGACAUCGACUCCGUCUUCGCUGUCAAGGAUGAUCUCGUCGUCGAGUUCAAGCCCAAGACCGAUGACCCCAAGGCUCAGCUCGACCUUGAGUACAACGUCACAUUGGCCCUGAAGAAGCACCACCCCAACCCCAACUCCGCUCCUCCCAAGUCUUCCUUUGAACGUUCAAUGGGCGUCAAGAAGCCUGUCAACCCCAACGAGGCUGUUGCCAACUUGUAAAAGAUUACAAACAAAAAAGCUGGGGAUUGUAUAUGAUGAAGAGAGCAGCAUACUUCUUACGAUUUAACUUCGUCCGAGGAUCAAAGGGUGAAUGGGCAUACUGUGCAUAUAUCAUGUCGGGUUCACAAGGCGUUUCGGGUUUUUACAUAUCACUGGCGAUAUGUGCCAUCUUCAUGUUCGCUUUCAGUUUUGCGAUAUAUCCAACAUGAAAUCCAUUUUUCCAAAAACU